UAAUUCAUUUUAGGUGGUAUGACUCACGGCACGUAGUCAGUUUUUCCAACAUGGACAAUAAAGACGGCAGUUCAGGUGACGUCCAAGAAAAAACGUCAGACUUUUACAAAACAAAUAACUUACCCAGCCGUUUUGAAUAUCCAGGUUUACAAAACUACAGCAACACCAGACGAACUCCAACCAAUCUGUUCUACGCGACUACCUAUAAUGAUUACGGAUACUUCCCGCCAACUGUGCACACUGUGAGAAAAUGUUAUCAUGGAAAGUCACAGCGAUUCGGGCAAGAACAGUUUAUCAGAGGAAUGUAUAGAGACCACUCGUUGAAUAUGUGAACAAUAUCUGCAAUUCAUCCAUAAUAUUAUAUGACAAUAUUGAUGCGUCAUAAUAUAUCAAUCGUUUUCAAUCAAAGUACGCUAACUUUUAAUAAUUAUUAACACUUAAUACUAUUGUGUAUAUUUACCUACGUAAAAAUAACGUUUCCAUUUAAAUAAUAAUAAUAUUGUUUAUAUGAUCGUGUUGGUUUGAUUUGAAGUUUUCUGUUGUAGAUACUGAAGAAGUAGAGCUAAUUAUAGAAUCAUAAGUUAAUUCAGGUUUCAUGUGAUUUUUCAUUAUACAUACAUAAUAUUAUGCCUUUAGUCAAAAAUUGUAUUAAAAUAGAAUUAUCUCGUAUCUUUUUAAUGUAACACAAUAUUUAACACAUUUAAAUUUUGAAUUAAAUGAAUAAAGUUAAAGUACUCCGUGUGGCCGAGUUAAUAUGACACUAACUGAUGGUUUCUACUACUAAUCCUCCAUACAAUACAUUUAAGGCGAAAAUACGAUGAUUAAUUAAAAUAUAAAAUAAA
Molecule: messenger RNA, 842 nt
Organism: Aphis gossypii (cotton aphid)
Lineage: Eukaryota; Metazoa; Arthropoda; Insecta; Hemiptera; Aphididae
Product: piercer of microtubule wall 2 protein
Exons: 2
Coding region: 51-332 (93 amino acids)
Biological process (GO): axoneme assembly
Cellular component (GO): axonemal microtubule
Source: RefSeq, a predicted model, not a curated record